Molecule: messenger RNA, 1332 nt
Organism: Talaromyces stipitatus ATCC 10500
Lineage: Eukaryota; Fungi; Ascomycota; Eurotiomycetes; Eurotiales; Trichocomaceae
Product: ubiquitin conjugating enzyme, putative
Exons: 7
Coding region: 1-1332 (443 amino acids)
Source: RefSeq, a predicted model, not a curated record
AUGUCACAUCAAUCUAUUCUUCGCAUUACACGCGAGGUGUCAGAAAUUGAGAAAGGGAACGACUUGUCUUUGGCCAUCGCAUACAAAGAGUCGGAUAUUCGAAACAUAAAAGCAUUGAUCGUGGGACCUCCAGGUACACCAUACGAGUUUGGCUUCUUCGAGUUCUCAGUCAAUUUCCCAGAAGAUUAUCCUGGAAACCCUCCUAAAGUCACUGCGCUGACGACGAACUCUGGUCGAUGUCGAUUCAAUCCUAACAUCUAUGCCGGUGGCAAGGUUUGCUUAACAUGGCCUGGGAAGGAAGGGGAAGGAUGGUCAUCAGCACAAUGUUUGGAGUCCGUCUUGAUCUCGAUUCAGAGUCUCAUGUCUUCGAAUCCUUACGAAAAUGAACCUGGAUAUGAAGAUGCCAACAGUAACGAGGACAGGCAAGCAAUGACCGACUAUGUUGCCAAGAUCAAACAUGAGACACUUCGUAUCGCCGUGAUUCAACCUCUCGAAGAAUCCCUAAACAUCAGCAAGACCAUGCCAGGGGUGGAUGAUGCCGAUAAGAUGAAAGAUGAUAGCGACGAUGCCAAUAACGCCGAGAAGGAAAAAAGUAAACGAAGACAGAGCUUUCAACCGUUUGAUGACCUCCGCAAGCGACGAUUUCUGUGGUACUAUGAAUCUUACAUGCACACGAUCGACGUGGAGUCUGAAAAGGUCAAGUUGAACGAUCCCUUUCGGGAAAUGCGUUUCGAAUACCGGCUUAACACGAUGAGAGGAUGUUUCAACUACCCAGACCUAAAAGAACGUCUAAUAAGAAUCCGAGACGAAAUAAUGAAGGAGACACAGCGAUGGGCUAUCGAGGGGCUCAAGACGAAAACAGAUGACUUGUGCAUUGCCAGUAAUCUAUCAACUCAGCUCCAGCAAAUCAUGGGAGACUUUGAAGAACAAAAGAACUCUUCGCUACAUCUUUCUCUGGUUGACGACAAUCCUUUUGUCUGGGGAAUAACUUAUUUUGGUUGUCCUUCAACACAUCUUGACGGCGGGGUGUUUAAUAUCAAGAUUCACAUUAGCCCACGAUUCCCCCAGGAGCAGCCACGAAUCUUUUUCGAGAAGCCCAUUUUCCAUCAUCACGUCUCCAAGGGCGGGAUGCUAUGUUACCAUACGAACCGUCCCGGCGAAUUGAAGUGUCACAUUGAGGCUGUUGUGCAGACGAUUGAGGAAGAGUCUCCGCCAUUUGACCCGAGGACUACAGUGAACUUGGAGGCCUCGAGAUUAUUCUGGGGGACCCCAGAAGAUCGGAAAAAGUAUAUUCGAGCUCUGCGGCGGUCUCUUGAGGAUAGUACAUCUUAG